Molecule: messenger RNA, 3840 nt
Organism: Platichthys flesus (European flounder)
Lineage: Eukaryota; Metazoa; Chordata; Actinopteri; Pleuronectiformes; Pleuronectidae
Product: zinc finger protein 70
Exons: 2
Coding region: 409-2052 (547 amino acids)
Biological process (GO): regulation of transcription by RNA polymerase II
Molecular function (GO): RNA polymerase II cis-regulatory region sequence-specific DNA binding; DNA-binding transcription factor activity
Source: RefSeq, a predicted model, not a curated record
GCCCCAGUGUGAGUACAGUACAGUCCUGCGUACUCCAGCUGGAAAUGGGUGAGUCUCCCCGAAGCCCCGCGGCCCCGGACUCUGUUAACGUGCGGACUUGAGUGACGCAGUUGAAAACACAACUUGCGCACUCGUGCCGUGCAGCCGCAGUGUCUGCGCCUUGUUUUGAGCGGCUCGCGUUGUUAGCCCUUGCAGCUAGCAGGCUAUCGGAGUCAGGCCCAGCGAAGAAGAGUUCACUGCUGUGUUUCCAUCAGCGACAGCUCUCACACCGCUGAACCGGCAGAUAGAACCCCCCCCACACCCACACACCCACACCGUCAGGCCGCUGUUCUAGAAGCCAGGGCUGGUUUUAGUCGCACUGGAUACGUUAGCCUCGCCUGCAGACUCUGGGCUAAGUGCAUCAAAGCCAUGACUUCCAGGAGGACGGGCUAUGCGGGUGGCAUGGACCCCUCUCCAUCGAACAGCGGCUCCAUCCACAGUGGGAACCGCAAGCAAAGCAUCAUCAACAUCCCCGGCAGGACCGACUCCUGUUACGAUCGCAAACCCGACAAGGCGGCGUACGGAGCUGCGCAGGGCAACAUGACCGUCACGUCGCUCAAGUCCCGCCUGGCCCCGACCAUUCAGACCGCCAUGUCCGCCGCGGUGGACACCCUGCUGGGCGAGGUGGUGCUGGUCCUCAACGAGACCCAGCAGGAGCUGCUGCACAAGGAGCAGGAGAACGAGAGGCUGAAGGUGCGACUCGAGGUGUCGGAGCGGGAGCUGAAGACGCUGCAGGAGUGUCUGAGCAGCGCCCAGAAGCUCAUCGACCAGCUGCAGGUCUCGUACGGGGGCCCUCAGUCCAUCGGUCAGUCCGUGUUCGCCCCGUCUCUGUCUUCCAUGGCCUCCCUGACCUCGGGUCUGGACCGGGACCACCAGAACCCCCGGAACGUGAACGGAGCCGGCGUGGACCUGGGUCUCGGUGGCUCUGUGGACGAGUCGCUUCACGGGUUCGAGCCCAGGGAUGACUACAAAAUGUGCCAGCUAUCGAUCCAACCAGACGGCUCUGUGACCAACCACGCGCUGGACUCCUUCACGUCCAACGCGUCUCACAUGUGCUCCGAUUCCAGCCGGCCAGACGAGAGGCAGUCUCAGGGACCCGGCGGACCGACCAGGUUUGAGAUCAAAGAGGAGCAGGGACUGGUUCCAGGCUCCGGUCAGCCCGGCAGGAAGGAUUCGGACGACGGAGAGCGGUCGUCUCACAACGUCGGUGACCUCAACUACGUUCAGGUGGGGGAGGGAGCUUCUCAGCGUUCAUUUACUCACCCCCUGCGGCACCAGAGGCCUGUGCGAGACUGCAGCGUUGCCUUGCAGCAGGGCGGACUCGAUGGACACAAAGCCCUGGCCAGGACGCCUGGGAGAGGAGACAGCGUGUCGCCCGGCCGAGCCGAUGACUCGGCAGGACCUUCUGCCCCUGACACAGUCGUGGAUCCCGCUCUGGAUCGGCCUCACCACUGUCUGGAGUGUGGAAAGACGUUCCGCUUGAUCUCCAGCCUGAAGAAGCACAUCCGCAUCCACACGGGAGAGAAGCCUUACCCGUGUGGGGUCUGCGGCCGCCGCUUCCGCGAGUCGGGCGCUCUCAAAACGCACCUGCGCAUACACACGGGCGAGAAGCCGUACUCUUGCUCCGAGUGCGGGAACUGCUUCCGCCACUUGGACGGCUUGCGGAAGCACCGGCGCACGCACACCGGAGAGAAGCCCUACGUGUGCGCCAUCUGCGGGAAGCGCCUGAGCCGCCUGCAGCAUCUCAAGCACCACCAGCUCAUCCACACCGGAGAGAGGCCGUGCUGCUGCCCCUUCUGCAACCGCAGCUUCAAGGAGCCCGCGGCGCUGCGCAAACACAUCCGCACGCACAGGGAGGAAGGCGGCCACUUGGGAAUCGGCGUCGUUGAAGAGACAGACCCGGACGCCAUCGAUGACAUGAACAACCUGCAUCCGGCGGCUCCGUCCCCUCAGAUGAGGUUCGGAGAGUGGGGAGCAGAGGAGGACGACAGCUCAGUUGCGGACUGUGUGUAGUGGAACAAGGUGUUUUGGCGGUUUGAUGUGAUGAAUGCGAUCAUCUCUGUUCCAUGCGGUUAGAAUGCAGACAUAUUACCCUAGAACUUUGAGUUUUUCUUUACAUCUGACAUCUUCCUGUUUUCAUGUCAGCAGCAUGUGUUUCUUUUUUUCUUCGGACAUUCAUCAGGCAGCAGCAGCAGCAGCAGAUGUAGCAGCGUACUGGUUUCAAUUAGAGAAGUGGACUGGAUCCGCUUUCUCACUUUAAAAGUAUUAGAACACUCGACCUUUAAACAGAGUCCCUGCUGGUGCUGUUUAAGAUCGUCCCCGGAUGUUAGCCAGGAUAAACUGUUUUUAGUCGUGACUUUUUUAAGCGUUAGGUUGUGCUGAGCUGCUUUAAUCCAGUAGACAGGAAUAGAUGCAUAGUGCGGGUCCAUGCUUCAUGUGCAGGACAGGCCUUGCACAUUGUAUUGCUGGCCUUGUAUUUACAGUGUUAUGGUUUAAUUCAGUGAUGUGAUGAUUGUGUGGGUCCCUUCUACUGGUGCUUUACGAAACAGGAUCCACAACAGAAGGUGACCAACAACAUCAUGGGUUGAUCAUUCCAGAUCAUUUCCAGUUUACUCAGCCAGAUCCUUUAAGACCAAGAAAAGCAGACAUCCUAACUAUGGCAAUAUUAAUAAAAAUGCCACAUGGUAACUUGCUCCUAUCGUGAUAAAUGGACAAUAUACUAUUGUCUCCCAGCUCUACCUCACUAUCUAUUCUCCACAAUGAUAAAAAUAACACAAAACACUCAAUUCCCGGCUGAUGGAAGUGGUUAGAUUUGACUACAUUUAUAGCUCUUCCUCUUCAGCCCUGCUCGGCUCCGUCUCCUCCCUGCGGAGCCAUCGUCAGUUACACAAUCCUAUCGCUGAACUGAUCUGUGUCAAGUAUAGCUCGAGUUUUAAGACGCCGUGUCAUUCAAAGCAUUAUAUCUAUUAUUUUUCUUUAACCAAACGCGCAGGGUUAUUUUAAAGAGCGAGCCGACAACAUCAUUCACACUGUUCAAACAUGGACCAUUUCUUAGCAUUCCUUCUUUUUACAAAGUCAAGCUGCUACUCUGUCUAGAAAUUCCUCUCCCCUGUAUUUAUAAUUAUUGUUACCAGCCAGUUACUUGCGGUCACUAGCUGACAGACUCUGGUGCUUGCAUGUGCAUAUUUGUUUCUCCGCUGGUGACGAUGCCUCCUGGGUGUUGAUGUAAAUAAGAAUAUAGUUUUAGGCAUUUUAUCCAGUUUGAUAAGGGGGUGGACGUUUGUUUCUUUUCGUGUACCGUGCUUUUAAACCAUCAUUAUGCUAACAUGAUGUAAAUAUAUCUUUUUUAAAUAUCUUACUGUUGUUGUCCCCGAUGUUCUGAUCCAACGCAACAAAGGCAUCAGGUUUAACAGCAGACGAAUCCUCCCAGCCCUCUGAGCUGUUCUCUAGGUCUCUUGUGUCAUUUGCCAUGUAUACUACUCUAAUGUUCUCCCUGUUCAUCUACAAGUGUAAGUCAUUCUACAAGGCCCUCGAAAUGUAAAAAUAUAAGUCGAUGUAUACCCAGGAUACGAUUGUCAAAUUAACAUAGUGCCAGUUUCGCAUAUUUAUUGUUAUUUAGCGUUUAAAACAUGGGGGCUUUGCAUCUAGGUUUAAAUUAAAAGGGCAUUCUUCCCUAACAGAUCAUUAAAUGUGAAAAAUGAAUUACUUUUUUAAGCCGCUGUGUUCAAAUCAUACUCCUGCAAUUCACAUCCAUCCUGUUACCAACUGUAUAUGUGACUAUAUUAAAGGGCCUUGUUUGUA